This is a messenger RNA of Cornus florida, 1457 nucleotides long. Its product is annotated as rust resistance kinase Lr10-like. Lineage: Eukaryota; Viridiplantae; Streptophyta; Magnoliopsida; Cornales; Cornaceae. Gene Ontology annotation, biological process: protein phosphorylation. Gene Ontology annotation, molecular function: ATP binding; protein kinase activity. The transcript has a single exon. Bases 65 to 1252 code for a protein of 395 amino acids. The record is from RefSeq and is a predicted model, not a curated record.
CACAAUAGUGAGUUUGAUAAUACUGGUAAUUAUCGGCAUUGUUUCUUGCUAUUGUGCAAAGAAGAUGAGAAAAGCAAUCAUAACAGAACUACAAGUAGCAGUUGCUCCACCACCACCACCACUCAAUGCAGUUCAAGUUUGGCAAGUCGAUGGACCUACAAUGCAGAGGAUCCUGGAAGACCUAGCAGGAGACAAACCGGUUCGAUUCACAGCUCAGGAGCUAUGCAACUUCACGAAUAAUUACUCGACAACGUUGGGGUGUGGAGGUUUUGGGAUAGUUUACAAAGGACAGUUUCCAACUGGAAUGAAGAUUGCAGUGAAAGUCCUCAACAGGAGCUCAGACAAAACAGCUCAAGAGCAGUUCACGGCUGAGGUUGCCAUUAUUGGCAAAACCUACCACAUAAAUCUAGUUAGGCUCUACGGAUUUUGCUAUGAUCAUUUCAUGAGUGCAUUGGUGUACGAGUACAUGGAAAACGGGUCUCUUGAUAAGUACUUGUUUAGUGACACACAAGCAAUUGAGUUGGAGAAGCUAUAUGAAAUUGCAAUUGGUACAGCCAAAGGAAUUGCUUACUUACACGAAGAAUGUCAGCAAAGAAUCAUUCACUAUGACAUCAAGCCCGGUAAUGUCCUCCUCGACCAAAACUUCCAUCCUAAGGUUGCAGAUUUCGGCCUAGCAAAGCUUUGCAAUAGAGAUGACACUCACAUUACUAUGACAGGAUAUAGGGGGACUCCCGGUUACUCUGCACCGGAGUUUCAACUCAAGAAUUUUCCCAUCACUUACAAAUGCGAUGUUUAUAGCUAUGGUAUGUUGUUGUUUGAGAUAGUGGGACGGAGGAGGAAUGCUAAAGUUGGUUCUACUGAUAGCCUGAAUUGGUUUCCAAAACAUGUUUGGGACGAGUAUGAGAAGAACGAAUUAACAACGAUGACAGUGUCUUGUGGGAUUGAAGAGAAGGAUAGGGAGAAAGCAGAGAGAAUGUGUAUGGUAGCAUUGUGGUGUGCUCAAGACUCACCUGAGGCUAGGCCUCCAAUGAGUGCCGUGGUGAAGAUGUUGGAGGGAGGAGUGGACAUAAAGCCGCCUCCUAGACCAUUUCACUACCUGUUUUCAGUAGGCAUGCUCAAUCCUGUGGCCGGCACUGGCAACACUUCAGGCUACUCAACAAGCGAGGGAACUAAUUCGUAUUGGUACAAGGACUCGACGCCAAUCAUGACCAAAUACGAGAUACAAAUGGCUAGUUCUUCAUCAUAUACUUGAAUUUAAUUUUUCCUAUCUUGGUUAAAGAUCUUAGACAUGUAAUACUUUGAUAAAAUGUUCUUUUUAGUGGUAGAUAUGUUUGAUAUUUGGUUUAAUCUUAACAACCACAUUUGUCUUUCGAGAUUCAUGGUACUUGUUUGCUGAGGCAACACCUUGAUUCAAUGUUCAGAAUACCUUUAACAUUGGUAGCUCAUAUGUUCUUCCU